CCGUCAUUCACCGGCUGCAGGAGCGCAGCGGGACGCGCCAACCCGCUGGUCACCGGCUGCGAUAACAGUGUUGGUUUAGGAAGCGGGGAGAAGCCACUGGCGCGCGCUCGGCGCUCGCGUGCGCAGCGGCGGCAGCCAAUCGGUUUGGGGGCGGACAUGAGCAGCGAGGGGAGUUGUCCACCACGGCGGAACCCGAUUGGGCUUCUUUAUACGGGGCGAACACGUUCCUUGCCUACACAGAACCCCCGCCGCCGUGCAGAAAUAGAAAGCGUUGGUAGAAGGGGUUCAUAGUAGUGAGACUGCGCCAGCAGCGACGAGAAAACGCGCACGCUUCCUUGCGCUCGCCUAGCAUUAGCAUCAGCAUCGUCUGGAGGCGAAAAGAGUUCCACACUUGCAAACCAGUUUGCCCAGUCACUGACUUAACUCGGCCAGUCCACAUUUAGAAGGGAAUGGCACUAGACUUCGCUGCGGGCUGUGCAGGGGGUGCUGCUGGUGUUUUAGUGGGGCAUCCCUUUGACACUGUGAAGGUGCGGCUUCAGGUUCAAAGUGUGGACAAACCUUUGUACCGUGGGACAUAUCACUGCUUCCAGUCAAUCAUACGCCAGGAAUCGGCUCUUGGUCUGUACAAAGGCAUUGGCUCCCCAAUGAUGGGGCUGACCUUCAUCAACGCCAUAGUCUUUGGUGUGCAAGGCAACACCAUGCGCCUGCUCGGCCGCGACACGCCGCUCCACCAGUUCCUGGCCGGGGCGUCUGCCGGCGCCAUCCAGUGUGUCAUCUGCUGCCCGAUGGAGCUGGCCAAGACGCGCAUGCAGCUGCAAGGCACCGGCGAGAAGAAGUCAAAGAGGAAGCUGUACAAGAACUCCCUGGACUGCCUUGUGAGGAUCUACAGGAAGGAGGGCAUCCGAGGUAUCAACCGCGGCAUGGUCACCACUCUGCUGAGGGAGACGCCCGGUUUCGGUGUUUACUUCCUCACUUAUGAUACGCUGACGCGGUGGCUGGGCUGUGAGCCAGAGGACACGUACAUGAUCCCCAAGCUGCUGUUCGCCGGCGGAAUGUCAGGCAUCGCUUCCUGGCUUUCCACUUAUCCCGUCGACGUGAUCAAAUCGCGUCUCCAGGCAGACGGGGUCGGCGGCGUCAACCAGUAUAACGGCAUCAUGGACUGCGUCAGGAAGAGCCUGCAGAAAGAGGGCUGGAGGGUGUUCACGCGCGGACUCACGUCCACGCUGCUCCGCGCUUUUCCGGUGAACGCCACCACGUUCGCGACAGUGACUCUGUUCUUGAUGUAUAUGCGCGAGGGGGGGGAGUGCAGCAUCCAGAGUCCCGAGCCACAGUCCGUCCAGCUGCAGCCUCUGCAGUCGCAGCCAAACAGCAUGUGAGCAAAUCUGUCUGCUGUACACAAGUUACAGGUCUGCUUUAUUGAUCCGUGUCCAGAGCGUGUAGUAAGAAAUAAUAUAUAUGUUAACAGGCGCGUAUCUGUAAAUAUGGUCAGUUUUAAAUAUUUCAAGUUUUUAAGCGAUUUAAGAAGCUUAAUGGUUCCACCGGCUGCUGUAACACACCCCGGCUGUUACAGAUUUCCCUUAGAUGUAGUGUUUACUGUUGUGUUCAGAACACUUGGAAUUCAUGCUACAGCUAGCCUUCACUAUUAGCCGUGCCUGAACAUGUGGAGUAUCCAUUCACAGUUACUGAUUACAAAGUAAUCAAAGUUGGAUAAACCUGUAAAAAUGCGUUUGUACUCUUCCUUUGUGGAAACGUCUACCAGCAUCAGUCUCUCAAAUGGUUACACAGCUGGAUCCACACUGCUUUAACUUCUUGAGGAAGGCUUUUAGGGUUUUAUGUGGUGAAACUGAUUAGUACUUGGCAAUCGAGUGUAAAUAUAAUGUUACAUCAGUAUAUGUAGUGUCUGUCCUAUGAGAAGUCAUGGGUAGUUACUGCUACUGUGAUAAACAACCUGUCGAUCAUAGUGAUGAUUUACAGGUAAUUUCUAGUUUAUGCUCUGGACAUUACAGUGUCCAAUGAAAAGCACCUUAUUGUGUGUGGGGAUUUUUAAGCUUGUGCACGGUUAAACAUUUUGGCAGAUUGAUUACCUCUACAUGCGAUAACUUUGUUUUAUUUGCCACUAAUUCUGUUGGUGUUGCGCAAAACUAAUCAGUAUCUGAAUGUGUUGAAUUGUUUGCACAAUCGUUGGCAGACUCCAUUUUUGUCCACGAGGAGGUGCUGUUAGACCAGUUGUGAACACAAACAGGCGUUGAUGCUUCCUGAAAUGUUAGUAUUUUAAGUCCAGUGCAUAUUUUGCUUUUUACAGCUACUUCCCAAGCAGUUACAUUUUAGGUCAAUUGUUUUAAUUAAAUGUCAUUAACCUCCAGUAAUAGUAAAUUAAAUAGCCAACUGUGUUCCUGUAUGUGACCAUGAGUAAAAAAAAAACCUUUGGACAAAAUGUUCUGCUUCUUCCCUCAUCCCCAUAUUAACCAGAUCAGCUGGCCGGAUGCCACUCUGACCCCUGAGUGAACAAUUGCACGAGUGAAAGCUCCUUAUGAUUUUGGAGGGUUAGGCUGUAAACUGUGACCUUCACAAGCAGCUCUGUCCCUGCAUGUAGAGAGCACAUCUCUGCAUCUGUAAGCUGCUAUUGCUGAUGGGUGUUUUGCCAGUAAGCGUCAUAGACUGGGACUGUAGCAUUAGAUGUGCAGAUCUGAAACUGACGUCCAAGGAGGUAAUAUGUAUAUACUGGAGUUUUUUUUCUUCAUUGUUUACAAUACUGUAUUUUUCAGUUAACACUUUAGUUCUGGUCGUUGUUUUUGUUUGCGUGAUUGCUGACAUUUGUAAAGAGGCUGCUCAUGAUGCUGUAUCAAAGCAGUAAAGUAAGUAUUUGAGAAUUGUGAAAUAAAACUUUUUCUGUCCUUCA
This is a messenger RNA of Betta splendens (Siamese fighting fish), 2899 nucleotides long. RefSeq names its product mitochondrial basic amino acids transporter (gene slc25a29l). The transcript is spliced from 4 exons. Gene Ontology annotation, molecular function: high-affinity L-arginine transmembrane transporter activity. Gene Ontology annotation, biological process: mitochondrial L-ornithine transmembrane transport. Gene Ontology annotation, cellular component: mitochondrion. Lineage: Eukaryota; Metazoa; Chordata; Actinopteri; Anabantiformes; Osphronemidae. The record is from RefSeq and is a predicted model, not a curated record. Bases 450 to 1376 code for a protein of 308 amino acids.